Molecule: messenger RNA, 953 nt
Organism: Sorghum bicolor (sorghum)
Lineage: Eukaryota; Viridiplantae; Streptophyta; Magnoliopsida; Poales; Poaceae
Product: cold shock domain-containing protein 4-like
Exons: 2
Coding region: 103-624 (173 amino acids)
Source: RefSeq, a predicted model, not a curated record
CUAGGAGAAGACUACACUUCUCUAGUCACAACCCUAACUGCUAGGGUCGAGCCCAUCACAGUUGGGGAGUUGUACUCACAACUUCUUAACUUUGAGACUCGUAUGGACCUAACCUAUGGAGGCAAUAGUCCAGGGUCUGGAUCCGCAAACGCCGCCAGUCGGGGACGUGGUGGUUUCGCAAGAGGAGGCCGCAACCAAGGAGGACAUGGCGGCCAGAACAAUCAGCGUGGCCGCGGGCGCGACAGUGCUUCGGCACGUGGUCGCGGCAACGUCAACAACGCGUCGCAAAGGGGUGGCGGGCGCGGUGGCUACAACAACAACCACGACCGUGCACCGCCAUCUGAUGGCGAUGAACGCCCUCUAUGCCAAGUCUGCUUCAAGUCCGGGCACACAGCGGAUCGAUGCUGGCACAGGUAUAAUGAGAACUAUGUGCCAGAUCCGAAGCUAGUCGCAGCUGCAAUGAACUCCUACACCAUUGACAACAAUUGGUACACCGACACCGGCGCCACCGAUCAUAUCACAGGUGAGCUGGAGAAGCUGUCUUUCAGAAACAAGUACAAUGGAGGAGAUCAGAUCCACACAGCAAGUGGUGCAGGAUCAGGCAACGAAGAAUACAAUUCUUAGAGGAAAAUGUCACAACGGGCUUUAUCCUCUUCCUUCAUUUCCAAUAAAACAAGCUUGUGGUGCCGCCAAGAUUCCCUUGUCACGGUGGCAUUGUCGCUUAGGUCAUCCAUCUUCAACUACUGUUAAACAAGUUGUUAGUAGAAAUAAUUUGUCUUGCCUAGAUGAAUCAUCUAGUGAGUCGGUUUGUAAUGCAUGUCAGCAAGCUAAGAGUCAUCAGUUGCCUUAUUCGAGAUCUUCAAGUGUGUCUACUUUUCCUUUAGAACUUGUGUUCUCUGAUGUCUGGGGGCCUGCACCAGAGUCAGUUGGUAGAAAAAAAUACUAUGUGAGUU